Xylaria bambusicola is the source of this 1891-nucleotide messenger RNA. RefSeq lists its product as uncharacterized. The transcript has a single exon. The record is from RefSeq and is a predicted model, not a curated record. Bases 533 to 1723 code for a protein of 396 amino acids. Lineage: Eukaryota; Fungi; Ascomycota; Sordariomycetes; Xylariales; Xylariaceae.
AUCGAGGGCGCAUGUUCCGUGACCCAACAACCGGCAAAAUAAGGCAGGUCAACCAUAUUAACCCCAUCUCCGGCAUUUGGAGGCGUCGAUCUCCUCAAUUGAAUAUUACCACGAAUCAUAAGGCCAGCUGCCAAGUCACCAUAUUGCCAAGGCACCUCGGCGAUUCGUUUCACUUCCAGCUAUCCACCUUGGGUGCGGUGACGAAACAACAGGGUAGGGUGUUAUGGGAUAAUGCUUUGCGCAUGGAUUACCACGCAUUCUUGGAUCGUACCAUGCAGUGCCAUUCGCCUCCAGGACGAGGAUCCGAAGACCAUUUAAUCUGGGGGAGCGUGCAUAGUUCUAUGGCCGCAACAUGCCAGAACAACAGGCAAAAGCCCACCGGGAGAAGGGGAGGUGGCGCUGUGCACAGAUACACAGAUAUAAGUAUUCAUCUAGGCAGUUUCCUAUCCCCGAUCUGCCUCGCUUGGUCUCCUUGAAUCGUCCUUCUCGGUUAAACAAGCUUGAAAUUCCACAGCUAGUAUAGGUUUCCAAGAUGGUUCGCACCUUAACCACUGCCCUCCUGCUGGGCUCCUCCUGCUGGGCUCUCCCCUAUAGCGGAGAGAUCUACGAGCGACAGAAUACAACUUGUGUCGUUAAGGACAGCUAUCCUACGGUCAACGUUGCUAAACUACCUGAUCCUUUCACCUUCGCCGAUGGCAGCAAGGUCUCUACCCAGGACGAGUGGAAAUGCCGCCAGGCGGAGAUAAGCAAGCAGCUACAACAAUACGAGCUGGGCGACUACCCGCCGCCACCGGAUAAGGUCGAGGCCACGAUGUCCGGCAGCUCCAUCUCGGUCAAGAUCACCGUCGGUAGCAAGAGCGCCACUAUCACCUCGAGCAUAACGAAGGGCAGCAGCGCCGCACCGGGCCCGGCCGUCAUAUCCAUCGGCGGCUCUUCACUGCCCAUCCCGGGUACGGUUGGCAGAAUCAACUUCGGUAACGACCAAUGGGCUGGUCAGAGCAAUGCCCGUGGCCAGGGUGCUUUCUACACCCUGUUCGGCAACACACACUCCGCUGGUGCCCUGACUGCUUGGGCCUGGGGCGUAGACCGUCUUAUCGACGGCCUUGAGCAGCUAGGCUCUGCCAAGACUGGCAUCGACACGACGCGCUUGGCAACGACAGGCUGCUCGCGCAAUGGCAAGGGCGCCUUCGUAGUCGGUGCUUUAGUUCAGCGUAUCGCUCUCACGCUACCUCAGGAGUCCGGCUCGGGUGGUGCCGCUUGCUGGCGUAUCUCCGACUCGGAGGAACAGCGCGGCCAAACUAUCCAGACGGCACACCAAAUUGUGGGUGAGAAUGUGUGGUUCAGCAAGCGCCUUGACACAUACGUUCGCUCGGUCCCGACGAUGCCCGUCGACCACCACUUCCUGGCAGCUCUCGUGGCGCCUCGUGGUCUGUUCGUCAUUGAGAACGACAUCAACUGGCUCGGCCCCGUUUCCACAACUGGCUGCAUGAAGGCAGGUCGUCUGGCCUACAAGGGCGCCGGUGUUCCCAACAACAUGGGCUUCUCGCUCGUCGGCGGCCACCAACACUGCCAGUUCCCGUCCUCGCAGCAGGCCGACCUCACCUCUUUCAUCAACUACUUCCUUCUCAAGGGCACCACCGCCCCUAGCGCCGUCGAGAAGAGCUCCUCCAACGUUAACGUGGCUGAUUGGGCUGCGUGGAACAUCCCUUCGCUCACGGCGUAAGAUGGAACGGUUAGCACCUCUUCUUCAUCGUCUUGUUAGCGCUUUAUAGUACGCCUGCCGAGAAAUACUGAGCAUAAUUGGUCUCGAUCACAUAUUUCCAUUUGUAAAUAUCAAUGAGAGAUAUAAAAUCAAUAGGCAAGCGAAUAAAAAGGCACAUUCGUCCACAAC